Molecule: messenger RNA, 2775 nt
Organism: Coffea eugenioides
Lineage: Eukaryota; Viridiplantae; Streptophyta; Magnoliopsida; Gentianales; Rubiaceae
Product: polyadenylate-binding protein 8-like
Cellular component (GO): ribonucleoprotein complex
Molecular function (GO): RNA binding
Source: RefSeq, a predicted model, not a curated record
UGUGCACAAGCUUGCCCACCCCCUAGGGUAACCGCGCGCACCGCUAUUGAGCCCGCCAGGGAUAAAAAAACCGCCGCUUCUGCCCUUGCCCCGUGCACUUGCUCUUUGCUCCCCUGCCCCUCCUCUCUCAUCCCACAGCGCCGUCGCCGUCGCUGUCGGCGGCGAUACUCCCAAACCCUCCGUCGGAUCUCCGACUUAUCCUUCUCUAUUUUCAUCCUUCCCUCUCCUCUCUCUUUUUAGUGUAAAAAGCUAAAAAAAAGGAAAAAGAAAAUCUUUGAGUUUAAAAAUAUCUUUUUGUUGGAUUUUCUUUUAAUAUAUUGAAGGCAAGAAAAAAAAACGAAAAUUUCGGGAACAUUUUCCAAAUUUAGACUGUCAUAAUUUUUGGUGCUACUGUCUAGGGUUUGUUUCUCGAAUAACAAGAGGAGAGGGAAGCGAGAAAAAAAUCACAAAAAAAAUUGAAAAAUUUCCAAAAAAUAUCCUAAAAUUUUUGUCCUCCAUUUAGCUACGGUUUUCGAGUUGAGAUGGCUCAGGUUCAGGUGCCGCAGUCGGUGAUGAAUGUGAAUGCUACUACUAUAGCUGCUGCUGGCGGUGCGAAUCCUCAGUUCGUGCCGACGUCGCUUUAUGUAGGUGACUUGGAUUUGCACGUGACUGAUUCGCAGCUUUACGAUCUGUUCAACCAGGUUGGACAGGUGGUUUCGGUCAGGGUUUGCCGGGAUUUGACGACUCGCCGGUCACUUGGAUAUGGUUAUGUCAAUUAUGGCAAUCCGCAAGAUGCUGCACGGGCUCUAGAGAUCCUAAAUUUUACUCCUCUCAAUGGGAAGCCCAUUAGAGUUAUGUAUUCUCAUAGAGACCCCAGCAUACGUAAAAGUGGUGCUGGAAAUAUAUUUAUUAAGAAUUUGGACAAAGCGAUUGACCAUAAGGCUUUGCACGAUACAUUUUCUGUAUUUGGAAACAUUCUCUCUUGCAAGGUGGCAACCGAUGUUUCUGGUCAGUCAAAGGGCUAUGGGUUUGUGCAAUAUGAUACUGAUGAAGCUGCUCAAAAAGCUAUUGAGAAACUCAACGGGAUGCUGCUGAAUGAUAAGCAAGUAUAUGUCGGACCUUUCCUUCGGAAACAAGAAAGAGAAAUGGCUGUAGACAAGACAAAAUUUACUAAUGUUUUUGUGAAGAAUCUCUCAGAAUCAACCACUGAUGAAGACCUAAAGAAAGUAUUUGGUGAUUAUGGGACAAUAACUAGUAUUGUGGUAAUGAGGGAUGAAGAUGGAAAGUCAAAGUGUUUUGGAUUCGUGAACUUUGAGAACCCUGAAGAUGCUGCAAAAUCUGUUGAAGCUGUUAAUGGAUAUCAAUUUGAUAACAAAGAAUGGUUUGUUGGGAAAGCCCAAAAGAAAUCUGAGAGAGAACAAGAAUUAAAACAACGAUUCGAGCAGAGUAUUAAGGAGGCUGCUGACAAAUCACAAGGGUUGAACCUCUAUAUAAAGAAUUUAGAUGACAGCAUUAAUGAUGAUAAGCUUAGGGAAUUGUUCUCCCCCUUUGGUGUUAUAACUUCAUGCAAGGUUAUGCGAGAUCCCAAUGGAAUCAGCAGAGGAUCUGGGUUUGUUGCAUUCUCAUCUCCUGAAGAAGCAUCAAGAGCUCUUUCUGAAAUGAAUGGGAAGAUGAUUGUUAGCAAACCACUUUAUGUUGCUCUUGCACAGAGAAAGGAAGAGAGAAGAGCAAGGUUGCAGGCUCAAUUUUCUCAAUUGCGUCCAAUUGCAAUGGGACCCUCUGUUGCUCCUAGAAUGCCAAUGUACCCCCCUGGUCCUGGUCUAGGGCAACAAAUAUUUUAUGGACAGCCGCCACCUGCUAUCAUUCCUCCCCAACCUGGUUUUGGCUAUCAACAGCAGCUUGUUCCUGGAAUGAGGCCUGGUGGAGCUCCAAUGCCGAACUUUUUUGUGCCAAUGGUUCAGCAAGGGCAGCAAGGACAGCGUCCUGGUGGCAGGCGAGGUGGUACUGUUCCGGUCCAGCAGGGUCAACAACCUGUUCCAAUGAUGCAGCAGCAGAUGAUUCCAAGGGGACGUGGAUAUCGUUACCCUCCAGGACGUGCCCUGCCUGAUGUCUCUAUGCCAGGUGUUGCUGGAGGCAUGCUUUCCGUCCCAUAUGAUAUGGGCGGCAUGCCAUUACGUGAUGUCGUAUCUCAGCCAGUCCCAAUUGGGGCUCUGGCAUCUGCGCUUGCCAACGCUUCUCCUGCUGAUCAGAGGACGAUGUUGGGCGAGAAUCUAUACCCACUUGUCGAACAGUUGGAGCCUGAAACAGCAGCUAAGGUUACUGGUAUGCUUUUGGAGAUGGACCAGACAGAGGUUCUACACCUGCUUGAGUCACCAGAAGCUCUGAAGUCGAAGGUUGCAGAGGCCAUGGAGGUCUUAAGGAAUGUUUCUCAGCAGCAGCAGGCAACCAAUCCUGCUGAUCAAUUGGCAUCAUUGUCCUUGAACGAUGGUCUUGUUUCCUGAGUGAACUGAUUGCGGAGUUAAAUCUAGACUUUUGUGCUUUGGUUUUUGAAACACGAGGGUUGGAGCAUUGAUUCAGUUCUUUUUGAGGUUGGAAUGCACUAUUUUGUUAUGUUGAUCUAUUUGCCUGUUUGGAUUUCAGGAUUGUUUUCUUAGCUCGCUUUCCCAUCUGUAGAUGAGAAGGCUGUAUCAUCUAUGUUAGUGGGAACUGGACGUGUUGCCAAUUGCCAUAAAUCUUGUCUUCCUCAGGUUCUAUAAAGCAACUCAAAGCCAAAGUAAUGGGCUGGUCUAGUCUAAA